Messenger RNA from Haliotis rufescens (red abalone), 930 nucleotides. RefSeq lists its product as uncharacterized. Bases 43 to 876 code for a protein of 277 amino acids. The transcript has 6 exons. The record is from RefSeq and is a predicted model, not a curated record. Lineage: Eukaryota; Metazoa; Mollusca; Gastropoda; Lepetellida; Haliotidae. Gene Ontology annotation, cellular component: trans-Golgi network.
AUCAGGCUUCAGUGGCCACUUCAAACAGCCCUAGAUGCAGCCAUGGUGAAGUCAGUAAGCAUUGUGUUGAUGAUCGGUCUCCUUAGUAUAUUUAUACAAGGGACCUGCAGUGUCCCCUUGAAACCCUGUAUUCCCAAGUCUAGAUGUUCCUGUGUUAACGCUGACGGGUUAAUAGAUCUUCACCCCCUUGCAAACAACGAUGGAACACCCAGAUUCCGAGACAUCCCCGACCCCGACGGGAAGACGUUCUACUCCUGGAACCCCUGCAAUGGCUUCGAUGAGGAAGGAUGCCGGGACGUGGCGGUGUGUCAGAUAAAGGACAACGGUGCCACCAGCCUAAGCCUAGGCAACCAGUCCAGCCUGGUGUUCGUUGCGUCCUCCGCGUACGGCCAGGUGUAUCAGUACACCAACUGGGGAGGUGCUAACUUUUCCGGUAACGUGAUCCUGACAUGUGACGCAGGCGAAGAGGGCGUGGUCACAAGACGCCCGGAUGCUGAUUUUGGCAGUGAGUUUUACCUUGAACUGAAAAGCAAGUACGCAUGCCCACAAAAGAUCAACGUAAGUACCUCAUCACUACCUACGGCCUCCACGACAACGCAUCGACGGCCGACAACUCCGGCCUUUAUCGGAACAGCUAAGACUCCGUCCCCACCUCCCACUACGGAGAAGCCACUAUUUGACAUGGACCACCUCGGCGUCUUAAUGAUUGUUGUUUUGGCAUUGUUGUCUCUGCUUGUUGUGGCAGUGUCAAUGAUGAUAUUUUACAUCUUCUACCGUCUCGGCGAUGCGAUGACGACUGCAGCAUCCCCAAAGCAGGACUACGGUAGCAACUCCUCCCUGAGAGGCAAUGAGAAACAGAAGCUGGUCACACCUUGAGACAACACCUCCAUGUAUCUGUCAGCAAACCCGUAGUAAACUAACUCAAGACAA